GAGCAGACCUAGGAAAUCAGACUCUGAAGGGCAAGUGAGAAGAUCUAUCAGUAGCUCUUAAUUGCAUUUCAGCCUCAUUUGCUGAGAGUGGAAAGGAGGAUGGUGGUUGAUUAUGUUUGAGCAGUGCAUAUUUGCAUCAUGAGAGUUAGAUAAGCCAUGUCAAAACUAUAAAGGCUUUUGCUCUGGAUAUGUGGCCUGUAUUGGAAAAUUAGUAGCCUACAGGUAGCAAGAGGCUAUUCUUAGUUGCAAACACAAAUUUUCGAAAGGGAUGAGUUUAAGAAUAGAGUGGAAGAAAAUCCAAUCUCAAGGAGUUUCAUUUGUCUACUACAAUAGUGAAUUUACAGGUGACCUUCGAGGCCGAGCAGAGAUGCUGAAUACAGGAAUCCGAAUUAGGAAUGUGACUAGAAGGGAUUCUGGGACCUACCGCUGUGAAAUCAGUGCCAAGAGCGAAGAGGGGCAACGCCUGGGAGAGGCUACUAUUACUCUCACAGUAUUGGUUGCUCCGACUACUCCAGUGUGUGAGGUACCCAGCUCCGCAAUGACAGGAACGGUCGUGCAGAUGACCUGUAAGGAAACCGAGGGCUCCCCUCCAUCUGAGUACCAGUGGUACAAGAAUGGUGUUGCCUUGCUGGAGAAGACAGGAACAGGCAGUGCUAGAGAAGCAAACAUAACUUACACCAUGAAUAAAAAGUCUGGCACUCUGCUGUUUAAUACAGUUACAAAGAAUGAUACUGGAGAGUAUUUCUGUGAAGCCUCCAAUGGGAUUGGAUUAUCUCAGAAAUGCUCCGUGAAGAGAAUGCAAGUUGAUGACCUUAAUGUAAGCGGUAUCAUUAUGGCUGUAGUAUUUGUGGCUCUGGUGAUGGUACUAUGUGGUCUUGGAGUAUUCUAUGCCCAAAAAAAGGGCUACUUUGCAAAGGAAAGCUCUUCCCAAAAGAAGAUGAACUAUCAAUCUACAAGUGAAAAGGAUUUCAAGCAUACCAAGUCCUUUGUUAUUUAGAAGAUUUUGGCCUCUGUGAGGGACAUCAAAUGACUACUUGUUAUAAAAAAGUAUCAGUGUCCUGGUUUCAGCUGGGAUAAUUUUCUUCAUAGUAGCUCUGUUUUGAAUUUAAUAUGAGAAUUAAGUUGAUAACACAUUGAUGUUUUUAGUUGCUGCUGAGUAGUGCUUACUCCAGGUCAAGGAGUCCUCAGAUGUCCAUGGUCUUCCAGUGAGAAGGUGCAAAAGAAGCAGGGACAGAGCACAGCUGGGACAACUGCUCUGAGCUGUCCAAAGGGAUAUGCAUAGAAUCACAGAAUCAUAGAAUAAACUGAACUGGAAGGGCCCCAUCAGGAUCAUGAAGUCCAACUCCUGGCCCUGCACAGGACACCCCAAGAAUCAUACCCUGUGACUGAGAAUGUUGUACAAACACUUCUGGAACUCAAACAGACGUGGUGCUUGGUGACCACCUCCACACCAGAACAUCAUGCCCAGUAUUUAAACUGGGGAAGUUGGUCAGGAGGACCCAACUGCUGCUGCAGGACAGGCUGGAUAUCAAUCAGUGGGUGGUGAGAAACUGUUGUGCAUCACUUGUCUUAAGCUUUACUCCUCUCUCUCCUUUUCACUGCAAUUCAUAUUAUUGUAUUGUUGUUAUUGUCAUUAGUAUUAUUAGUAUCUUAUUUUGCCUUGUUUCGAUUAUUAAAUUGCUGUUCUCUCAACCCAUUGGUUUUACUUUUUUCCCUAAUUCUCCCACUGGGGACAGUGAGCAAGCAGCCACAUGGGGCUGAGCUGUUGGCAGUUCUUUUUGGCACCAAACAUGGGACUCAAAAGGUUGAGAUAAAAGCAUAUCUGACUAGAGCAUGUUAAAACAAGUUUGUUAUAAGCCGUCAUUGUAUUGGUUUAAUAGUUGCUGGUUACCAUAUUGAUUCAUUUGCCCUGGGCAUGGGCUAAGGUUAUCACUGUGUUGUUCAGUGUUGUACUGGCUUGUGAUAUGAUAGAAUGGCUGGUCAUGAGCCUGCCUGUGUCCCUGCCGUCCUUUGGGAGCCAUCUGGUGGAAACUAUCCACAGUUACAUCUACUGCCUUUUACCCUCAGAGAGCCAACUCAUGGGAAAAACACCUUCCUUCCCCUCCAGGAUGAUUACAGUAGCAUUCUAGAAUUUUAAAGACUUUGCAUAUCCUGUGACUACCCUUGAAACCAACCUGGUCCUUUUGUUAACCAUCAGUAUGUUGUUGCAUAUGGUUCAGGCCUUCUUUAGGGUUAAGAAACAAUCUGUGGCUACUGAAACCCCACCAAGACAUACUGUGCGUACACAAACUUCAGUGACAGGCCACAGGAGGCAACCACUCAAUCCUUAUUCCUGAGUGAGCUGCAAGAUAUACAUAAAUAUUUCAGCUGUUGUCCUGAUGAGCAUACUACCACCUGGCUGCUCUGAUGCUGGGAUAAUCGGGCUAACAGGCUGGAAUUAGAGGGUAGGAAUCGCUUUCUAAGAAAGCAGGCAUUGACAAGGUGAUUCCACAAGACAAGUCCUUAGCCUCUGGAAGUGACUCCUGUCAAGUGUGGAAAGAUAUCCAAUACUUGAGGGAAUUAGCUGUGUUAGAGCUGUGUAGAGACUAAUUUUGACCUGGACAAUACAAGGUUCCCCACAGAUCCAGACCAAUUCCUCAGCACAUGACCCACGUGGUGGAAGUUUGUAGAGUGUAUCAAGAGUACACACCAACCCACUGGCAAAGUUAAUCUGGAUCGACAUCACACCACCAUCUGUGGAUGCAGUGGCUUGCCAUCUCUAGGAGUUUGAAGACAGCCCCUCUUCCUCUCAUCUCAUCCGUGGAUAAACUAUCAGAUAAGAUGUCCCAGGAGAUUAAGCAGUUCAAAGAGGGUAUGCUCUAUUUCCCACCUCUACAGACCCAUGCUAAUGACACUAAACAUUGGCUCAAGAGGAAGGAUAUGGAAGGUACACACCAUGGGAUACCCUGUGGAUUUAGCUAAGAGAUCACAGAGAGGGCAUGAAUAAUUGGGAUGGAAGACCUACCUUGACCCUAUAGACACGGGUAUAUGAAUUGUAAGGAAAACAAUCCCAAAUGGGGGUUCUUCCAGGAAAGCUGCUACUCCCAUCUCCAGUGGAUGGUUUCCCAGGCAGAGUGGAAGGGCUGAAUUUACUCCUGAUCCUAUGGAAAGAAAUUCUAAUCCAUUUCUUCAAAAAGUAAGCUCUUCGAUGUUGUGGGUUUUUUGAAAAUGCAUUUUCCAAACUAGUCUCAUCGUAAGCCCUCUUUAUUAGGUGACUCAGAAGAAUGAUUUCACAUGAAGCCCUGAGCAACACCAAGCCUUUGAACAGAUUAAACUAGAAAUACUUUGAAAACACUCACUUGGGCCAAAGAACAUGGCAUUUGUUGGGUUUAUUGUGCCAUGAACCAGCUGAGAAAACCAAAUGAUCCAACGGACUGUUAAGACAACCCUGAGAGUAAUGGGUAGGGGGACGUUCAAACAUUGGGAUGCAUAUUGGCAAAGGCUACCUGGUGAGUCUGCCCUAGGUCUGCCAAGUGGCUGGCCCUGCCCAAUCAAAACUUGUACUGUAGAAGGGAAUAAAGUUCCUGAAGGGCACAUGGAAAAUGUGCUGCGGAAGACAAACUGGGUUAUUCCUGCCUUGGGCACAGGCAAACUCAUUUGUGGGAUUGUUUCUGCUCAAGGACGUGGGCACGCUUGUUAAGAUGGGAGGAUGGGCGAGUCUGGUUUGUGCAUUGAGUGGAUUUGAUUGAAUAGCCAGCGAGUUGUGUGAUGUCAGUUGCUGUGUAAUGCUGUGUAUUAGCUGGCACUUCUGUGCCAGCUGCAUGCCAAUCAUUGCACUGGAUACCUCAUGGUGCCUGUCUCCACCCUUCCAGCUUUGAGGAUAGGAACCCAACUCCCCUUCCACAGCCACAUUAAGAAUGAACUUUAAUGUAACUGGACAAGCAGAGCAGUGAUGGAAUCAGAACUGGCUUCAACACGCAACAAUCCAACACCAGACACCCUCUUUCCUGCCCUGAAAAACUUUAUGACAGUCCUAAGUCAUGACUGUCAUAAGCCAAAAGUCAUGGACUAAAUGAAUUCAAUGGACUUCCACAGGGAUUGUCUACAGAUUAAGGAAAUGGUAUCUGUGUGUGCAUCUAUAAGAGGGGAAAGGUGGUGGUGUAUUGGAAAGUGUAGGAUCUGGCAUGACAUGUUAUGGAAUAAGCAGCUGAUACUUUUCUAGUCUUAGCUGGGAGUUAAUUUUCUUUCUAGUAGCUGGAACAAAGCUGGUUUUUUUCAAUUGGUAUGAAAAUGUCAGUAACACACUGUUUCAGUUGUAGCUCAGCAGUACUUACCCUGAGUCAAACACUUUUCAUUGUCUGAUGCUCUGCCUGUGAAGUGUUCAGUCCAUGAGGGAACAGGGCCAGGACCCUGACUGAACUGGCCAAAGUGAUAAAGAACAUCAUGCUCAGUAUAUAAAAUGAGGGGAAGUUGGUCUGGAGGGGCCAUUUGCUGCUGGGGAACAGGCUGGGCAUCAGUCAGGAAAUGGUGAGGAGCACUUGGGCUGUGCAUCACUUGUGCUUCUCAGGUUUUCUCCUCUCUCCCUUACUAUUACUUUGGUUCAAUUGUUUAACUGCUUUAUCUCAACCCAUGAGUUUUGUUUCUAAUUCCCUUCCCUACCAUAGGGGGAGGGGACAGGGAGUGAGCCAGAGGCUGUGAGAUGCUUAGUAGCCAGCUGGGGUUAAACCACAACACCAAGAGAUCUUUUGACCUCUGCUCUGUAAAUAUUGUUUCAAUGUCUUACAUGCUGAAAACAGAAACUGCCAAUAUUUAGUCAACCUAGCUGUGAUGGCAUUUCAAAAAAAAUAACCCCAAAAAAACUUACAGAUUAGCUUGUAUGUUCAAUUUAGUUCUGUGUGAAAGCUUCUCAUUUUGUUCAUAUGUACAUGCAGCAAUACAGGAUUCACUCUUGCAGCUUGGAACAAUCUGUUCAAAUAAAUUUCAUAGAUGACCUCA
This is a messenger RNA of Cyanistes caeruleus (blue tit), 4974 nucleotides long. NCBI's taxonomy places the organism in Eukaryota, Metazoa, Chordata, Aves, Passeriformes, Paridae. The record is from RefSeq and is a predicted model, not a curated record.